Messenger RNA from Gavialis gangeticus (Gharial), 4862 nucleotides. Its product is annotated as transmembrane protein 132D-like. NCBI's taxonomy places the organism in Eukaryota, Metazoa, Chordata, Crocodylia, Gavialidae. The transcript is spliced from 9 exons. The record is from RefSeq and is a predicted model, not a curated record. Bases 1 to 3270 code for a protein of 1089 amino acids.
AUGAACAAAUGGUUUCAGUCCCUGGCAAUGAAUGAAUGCACAUUUAAAUUGACGGAGACUCGAGGGAUCCUGGAGAGCAUACAGAGAUUUUCCUUGCUGCCGACUUAUUUACCCGUGAGUUAUCAUAUCCACAAUGCAGACAUUUCCUUCUUUCUUAAGGAAGCCAACCAGGAUAUCAUGAGGAACUCUAGUUUGCAAUCCCGGGUGGAGUCCUUCUUUAUCUAUAAAUCCAAGAGGCCACCCAUACUAAAUGCCAGCUAUGGACCUUUCUCAAUUGAACAAGUAGUGCCCCAGGACCUAAUGUCAUCUUCAAAUCCGUUUGUAUCCACCAACAAAUUUUCCUUUAACUGGAAACUUAAAGCCUACAUUAUGAACAACAAAAUUUACCUGGCCAAGCCCAAAGUCCAGGUCCUCUUCUACAUCGUGGGCAGGGACUGGGAUGAUUACAGUACCACAGAGCGGCUGCCUUGCCUGCGGGUGUUUGCCUUUCGAGAGACCCGGGAAGUCAGAGGCAGCUGCAGGCUGAAGGGCGAUCUGGGACUGUGCGUGGCAGAGCUGGAACUGCUGCCGGCCUGGUUUAACCCUCCCACUGUGGUUGCCGGCCGCAAGAAAAUAAUGGAUCACUCUGAAGGAAGCCCUGUGGAGCUGUACUACGCCAUCCAGCCGGGUGAUGAGAAGGGGGAGUGCGCUAAGGAGGACACGAGAAAAAGUAAUGGAAUCAGACCUGGGCGCAAUGACAUUGAUGAGUCAGGACCUCCCUUGCAAAGGAUUGGAAGUGUGUUCCUUUACCAGGCACGUGUUGGCCCUUCAUUAAGUGAAAUGAGGUUGGAUAAUAACAUCGCCAUCCAGUACAUACCAAAGACUGUCAAACAAGGUGAUAUUCUGACUUUCCUUGUAUCCAUUGCUAAAAACUCAACGGAGGAUCAGUUCACAUUGAGGGCAAAGGUGAAGAAAGGUGUGAAUAUUUUCAGUGUCAGAGCCAGCAGCCCAUACUUAUGGGACAUUAGAGAGAACAUGGAUUAUUCUGGGAAAUAUGCACCAGCUGUUAUUGUUUGCCAGAGGAAAUCUGCUACCUCCGAAAAUAGCGCCGACGGUCCGUCCUCUGAGAUCAUGCAGAUCGAUUUUGAAAUUGAAGACCUACAUGAUCUGCCUGGGACCCAGCUCAUCACAUGGCAGGUGGAAUAUCCUGGAGAUACAACAUCUGAGCUAGGCGUCUCCAAGAUCUACGUAAGCCAAAAGGACCUGGUAGGAGUCCUCCCGUUGGCUAUGGAAGCAGAGAUCCUGAAUACAGCAAUCCUCACUGGGAAAACCGUGGCCGUCCCUGUGAAGGUGGUCUCCGUGGAGGACGACGGGACUGUGACUGAUCUUGUAGAGUCUGUGGAGUGCAGGUCAUCUGAUGAAGAUGUGAUUAAGGUUUCUGACAGAUGUGACUAUGUCUUUGUCAACGGGAAGGAAAUGAAAGGCAAAGUGAAUGUCAUCGUUAAUUUUACAUACCAGCAUCUCAGCGCCCCAUUAGAAAUGACAGUUUGGGUUCCUCGUCUCCCGCUGCAGAUCGAGGUCUCUGACACAGAACUAAAUCAGAUCAAGGGGUGGAGGGUUCCCAUCAUCUCUAAUAAGAGACCAGCCCGAGACAGCGAUGAUGAAGAGGAGGACGAGCGGAAGGGACGAGGCUGCACGCUCCAAUACCAGCAUGCCAUGGUGCGGGUCCUAACGCAGUUUGUAGCUGAGCCCUCAGACCCAGGCGGGCAGCUGAGCUAUUUGCUGGGCUCUGACUGGCAGCUUGAUAUCACGGACCUGGUGAGUGACUUCAUGCAAGUGGAGGAGCCACGAAUCGCUAAGCUGCAAGGAGGGCAGGUGUUGAUCGGACAGGAACUUGGAAUGACAACGAUUCAGAUCCUGUCUCCUCUUUCGGAUGCCAUCUUGGCUGAGAAGACUGUGACGGUCCUGGAUGAGAAGGUGACAAUCACAGACCUGGGAGUCCAGCUGGUAACGGGACUGUCCCUCUCACUGCAGCUCAGCCCAGGAAGCAACAAGGCCAUCUUUGCCACAGCAGUAGCACAGGAGCUGCUUCAGUCCCCGAAGCAGGAGGCAGCCAUCAGCUGCUGGAUCCAGUUCAGUGAUGGAGCUGUUAUGCCCCUGGAUAUUUAUGAUGCCAAAGACUUCUCCCUGGCAGCUACGUCUGUGGAUGAGAAGGUGGUCUCCAUUCAUCAUGACCCUAAAUUCAAAUGGCCUGUGAUCGCCGCCGAGACAGAAGGCCAGGGGGCCCUGGUGAAAGUGGAAAUGGUGAUCAGUGAGUCGUGCCAAAAAUCCAAAAGGAAGAGCGUGCUGGCUGUUGGGAGUGGGAGCAUUAAAGUCAAGUUUGGACAGAGCGAUGCCAACCUGAACAUCAGUGACAGCAGGCUCGGUGGGGCUGGUGUCCACCUGGAAAACCAUGCAAGCGACCGGCGUCAGAAAAGCACGCUGCAGGAACGAGGUAGGUCAGAUGGGCAGUAUUAUAGCAGCUCCUCGGUGGGCCGAGAGGAAGGCAAAAGGACCUCCACUGACCAGUCUAUUUUAAACAGAAAAGAUGACAGAGAAAGUCUUCUGGAUGAUGACAGCCACCUGCAGAACAUCCCAAUAGACUUCACCAGCUUCCCCGCACAGGUGGACCUGCCACGAAACAACGGGGACUUGGAGGAGAAUGACCUUGUCCAGACGCCCAGGGGACUCAGUGACCUGGAGAUAGGAAUGUAUGCUUUGUUGGGGGUCUUCUGCCUGGCUAUCCUCGUCUUCCUGAUCAACUGCGUCACCUUUGCUUUGAAGUACAGGCACAAGCAGGUCCCCUUUGAAGAACAAGAAGGCAUGAGCCACUCUCAUGACUGGGUUGGGCUGAGCAACAGGACAGAGCUUCUGGAGAAUCACAUUAACUUCUCAUCCCAACAGGAUGAACGCAUUACAGCCAUUGACAGAGGGGUGGACUUCGAAGAGAGCAAGUAUCUGCUCAACACGAAUGCCCCCCAAAAUGUUAACGGCCAGGUCUUCAAGUCACCAGAGUCUGUGUUCACUGAGGGGAAGGAGCAGAAGAGCGAACCGACCACCUCUCCUACCUCCAAGAGGAAACGAGUUAAAUUCACCACCUUUACCACCAUUUCCUCUGACGAUGGGUGCCCUAGCGUCAACUCCAUCCUGAUGAGCAGUGAGGAUGAUAUUAAAUGGGUUUGCCAGGAUAUGGACCUUGGGGAGUGCAAAGAACUAAAAAACUAUAUGGAGAGAUUACAUGAAAGUGUGUAACGACAGACACAUUUUGUUCUUUUGUUUUUCACUCACCUUCUGCCUUUAAUUUUUGGGUAUCGGGGCAAAAAAGAAUGCGUUUGCAAACAAGAAUCAACGGAUGAAUAAUAGCUCAGUGGAGCCCCAGAAAGCCACCCAAAACCAGCUGGGAGAGCAGAAAUCGGAGACAUCUCAUACAAUUCAAGUCUUCUCUGCGCUCCGAGACUUUGGAGUGAGAGAUGGUGAGGUCCGUGCUGCAUGGCAACAUGGAAAAAAAAAAAAGACUUAGCAAAAUAACAAGAUCUCAUUCCCUGAGCUUUCCCAGGAAAUCGAUAAAAAUAACAAACUCCAACGCAGUCUGGAUAUUACAAAGCUCACAUGGCUCUAAUGUUCGAUAUUGCAGGCUGUGGUUAAAAGCAAAAAUUGGGCUUGGCAUAAAUAGAUCCGUGAAAAGAAGUAUGUCAUGCAAGUCAGAAGCAGAGAACAUCAAUCUGAGAAUGUUAAUUUAAAGCUGACAAACAAUUGCAGCGUGAGCAAAGCAGCUACUGUAGUUGUAAAGUUAUGAGUUUCCAAAGAAUUAAAGGGGAGAAAAAAAAGACUGGGUUGUUUACAGACCAGCAUGAGCACUUCCCAAGCACUGAGAAGGGAUACACGUAUUCAAUUAAAACUGAAAUUCUCUUUUUAAGUAGAUGCCAAGUUAACAAACUUUGCUGGCCACUUUUCAGUAUUAAUUUGUAAAAUAGGAGAAGGUAUCAUCUAUAAUCAACAUAACUGCUUAUAUAAAAGAAGGUUUGUUCUAGAAAGGUUUGAGUGAACCAAGAUGUUUUUAAGAAGCCCACUUUAUCUGGAUUCCCUGUUUAAAUUUGUAUUCCCAGUCGUAUUUCUGGAGCACUCUCAUUUGCUACCCUGGGGGCACUUACUAGCAUCCAUCUGGUUUGGAAGUUCGAUAGCUUUUCCCUUUCCUUACAACCACGUGUACUUCCAUGCAGCCCACUUCCACCAAGCACAGAAGCCAUUGGUACUAAAUUGGAAGUCACUUUACAUGUUGCAGUUUACCAAAGUUGGCCACUGUUUCUUGGGUAAGUGUAACCUGUGCUGAAUUCAGAUGCCAACACUGACUUGCUCUUUGAUCUUCUUCCGCUGUUUGAGGGAGGCUGGGUUACUCGGAUUCAGUUGUUCAAGCUUCUUCCGAUCCAGUGCUGAGUGUAUGUAUAGGGUCGCAGAGGAGCGCCGGGCUGGUGAAUUUGUUUCUCCCAUUCGUCUUAGAAGUCUGUAUAUGUGGUAGGAUACCAGCACUUGCCCUUUGAAUCUAAAGCGCACACCUGCCCUCAAAAUGUGGCAUCAUCUGUUUGGUCCAGUGACCAGGGAAAAGUGCCAAGGCAAUAAGGUUUGGCUCAUUAUUUUUUUCCAGUCGUAUUUUAUUUGCCAGAAUCUGCCCAUGCCUUCCAUUGAUUAUUAAGUCUCACAAUCACUGAACCUAGUUUGCCCAGUUGAAUACCUCCCGCAGUUGCUUUGAUCAAAUCCAUCUAUAUUUAGAAUGUACUGUAGAUUGUAAGAAUGUAAUAUAUAUUUAUAAACAUGACAACUGUGAAUAAAAUUUGAAUUUCAGUGGC